AUGAUGUCUUCCGGGACAUCCUCGUACUGGUGCUACCGGUGUAGCCGCUUCGUCCGUGUCUUACGCCACGACGCCGUUGUCUGCCCCGAUUGCGACGGCGGAUUCAUCGAAGAAAUCGAACAUCCGCCGCGCUCCGUCCACCUAGACCCCCGCCGACGCCGCUUCCCUCCGGCCGCCAUGUACAUGAUCGGCCAACGCCCCGCAUCCGAUAACGCAGGCCGCCCCGCCCUACGCCGCACCCGUCGCAACGGCGGUGACCGCUCCCCCUUCAACCCCGUCAUCGUCCUCCGCGGCGGGACCGCCGCCUCGGCCGCUACCGCCACCGCCGAGGAUGAAAGUCGAGGCUUUGAACUCUUCUACGAUGACGGUGCUGGUUCUGGCCUCAGACCCUUGCCUCCGAGCAUGUCAGAGUUUCUUCUCGGAUCUGGAUUCGAUAGGCUUCUUGAGCAACUUUCUCAGAUUGAGAUCAAUGGUAUUGGGAGGUACGAGCACCCUCCUGCGUCAAAAGCAGCCAUUGAUUCGUUACCAACCAUUGAAAUCGAUGAUACUCACUUAGCCAUGGAAUCGCACUGCGCGGUUUGCAAGGAAGCUUUUGAAUUAGGCACCGCCGUAAGGGAAAUGCCGUGUAAGCAUAUAUAUCACCCUGAAUGCAUCUUACCAUGGCUCGCACUGCACAAUUCUUGCCCCGUUUGUCGCCACGAGUUACCUGCGGAUUCCCCAAACGCAAAUUCAAAUACAAAUCCAAAUGCAAAUUCAAACUCAAAUCCACGUGAAAACGUAGGGUUGAACGAGGAAGAGAAUGUGGGGUUGACGAUUUGGAGGUUGCCCGGUGGAGGGUUUGCUGUAGGGAGAUUCUCGGGUGGGAGAAGAGGUGCUGAGAGGGAGCUUCCUGUGGUGUACACUGAAAUGGAUGGAGGAUUUAACAAUGGAGGUGAGCCGAGGAGGAUUUCAUGGUCUUCGAGAGGGAAUAGAGGGAGAGAGAUUGGGGGGUUUAACCGUUUUUUUCGCAAUUUGUUUGGUUGCUUCAGAGGUGGGGUUGAAAGUAGUGGUGCCAGUACUACACAGCGUUCUGCUUCUAGCAGAGAGUCUAUGAGAGCGAGUUCUUCUCGUUCUAGUAUGGAUCCUUCUCCGCGAUCACGCAGGACAUGGUCUAUGGAUGUAAACAGUGGGAUGAGAGCAUGGUAG
This is a messenger RNA of Sphenostylis stenocarpa, 1185 nucleotides long. The record is from the annotation of a GenBank genome assembly. Lineage: Eukaryota; Viridiplantae; Streptophyta; Magnoliopsida; Fabales; Fabaceae.